Messenger RNA from Cuscuta campestris, 925 nucleotides. Lineage: Eukaryota; Viridiplantae; Streptophyta; Magnoliopsida; Solanales; Convolvulaceae. The record is from the annotation of a GenBank genome assembly.
CAGUUCCGUUUCUUACCCUUCUUUUUUUUCGAUUUUCUUAAGCCAUCUGUUGCGUCUCUCUCUGCGAUUUUCUUCACGGUUCGGAACUAGAAGUUUCUCUCUUUCUCUCUACGAUUUCCCUCCUCAAGGCACCAGUGUUAGAUUAUGGCUCCUUGUCAUAACGAAAGUAUCCAAGGAUCUCAAAUUUUCCCAAAAACAAUGAAAAUUCAAUGCAGACUUACUCAGUCUGAGAAAGUGAUGGAUCAUUCUGGUUUCUAUGGAGGAGCAGAAGAGUAUUGUGGCAGCAAUGAAUCUGGCUGGACAAUGUAUAUUGCUUCUCCCAGCCAUGAUCAAUAUGAUGAUGAUGAUGGCUAUGAUGAUUAUGACCAUCAUCAUCAUCAUGACACUGCAGUGAGGAGGGUAAGAAGUGUUAUGAAUUGUGAUGAAGAGGGAAAUGAUCAGAAUGGUGAGAGUGAUGACUCCAUGGCUUCAGACGCGUCAUCGGGUCCCGUUCAUCAACAAGACUGUGAUGAAAGCUUGGAGAGAAUCCAUGGAAGGGAGAAACUGGGAAAGUCUGGGGCUGAGAAAGAAACUGUCAAGAAACAUGAAAAGGAAGAAGAAGAAGAAGAAGAAGAAGGAAUUGAGUUAACAAGUAAGAAGAACAGCAGAGUGGGAAGAGGGGAAGAAGAUGCACAGAGGGCAGCUGCAAAGAAUAGUUCUUAUGGCCAAAACAGAUCAUUUCUAAGAAGGAAACAAGUGAAUAAUUAAAGGUCAUCUAAAAUCAAGAAAAGCAAGAACAUGGGUGAAGUUCAUCAGAAAAAAAAGGGCAUGUUUUGGUUAAUACACCAUGUGAAAAGGUCUCAUUUUUUUGUGCUUGUGUGAUCAUAUCACCAUUUUUUGUGUGCAGCAUAUGGAAUUUUCAUUUUAUUAAAUUUAUUUGUUUUUU